Molecule: messenger RNA, 327 nt
Organism: Stylonychia lemnae
Lineage: Eukaryota; Ciliophora; Spirotrichea; Sporadotrichida; Oxytrichidae
Source: the annotation of a GenBank genome assembly
AUGUUCAUCUUUUCGUAAAGUACUACAGUAAGAAAUCCAGCUGAAUAUGAAUCUCCAAGAAGACUUAUAUCAUUACUCAUUUGCUUCCCAUCAGAAUUAUUCAAAGAAUCGGGGAGCAAAAACCAACAAGUAAUUAAUGCAAUAGUUAUGAUGGCUGAAAAUACAAAGAAACAAUCUCUAUAUCCCAAAUAUGUGUUAAGAAAGCUUCCAAUGACGGGUCCAACCAUCAAUCCAAUUCCACUAGAUGAUCCUCCAUAUCCUAGAUAUUUUUCCUUAUUUUCUGCAAAAAUUGAAGUUAAAAUUGAGUAACCUAGUUAUUAAACUUGA